Messenger RNA from Ilyonectria robusta, 1062 nucleotides. RefSeq lists its product as uncharacterized. The transcript is spliced from 3 exons. Bases 1 to 1062 code for a protein of 353 amino acids. The record is from RefSeq and is a predicted model, not a curated record. Lineage: Eukaryota; Fungi; Ascomycota; Sordariomycetes; Hypocreales; Nectriaceae.
AUGUCGCCCGUCAGAUCCAGCGUAUCCAGCAGCAUUGCCGAGACAAGCACGCUGAGAGGAUUCAGUGGUCCAGGCGACGAGAUCGUGUAUAUUGGGUAUCCUGCUGAGUCAUCAAACUUGGAUGCGUUCAGCGUCAACAUGCAGACCGGCAAAGUUCGUGCCAUUACAAAUCACCCUGAGUAUAUCGACCCUAUUGAUGGCUCUCCGGAUGGCAAAUGGUGGGCUAUUAUGGAUACCCGAGGUACAGAUCGACAGAUGUUCCUAUCCGGUAUGCGUAAUAUCCCACCUAUUACAGAUCUGGUCUCCGCCGCUAUAACCUCAUCUACACGCAAUAACGGUGCACGGCGGUUCUUUGUGCCUUACCUUCUCGACAACUAUGGCGACCGCGGGUCAUAUUACGGCCAAAAGAUCAACGGGCCGGGCUUUGAUGUGUUAGGCAGCGGGUCAUUAAAUGAUCCACAGUGGAACGGCCGGGCUGACCCUCGGUGGUCUCCCGAUUCGACUAAAGUCGUAUACUGGGAAGCCCAAACCGUCUCCCCUGCUUGCGGUGGCCCCAAUCCUCUACCUUGCUUUCAGUCUAAAGAACCCCAGGGUAAGGAUGUUAGAAUGGUCUUGGCCAAGUUCACUAGCCGGACACCUUCCAAAUUCAUCCCGGUCGCCCCCGUCAGGAGAUCGCCGCCGGAUCGGCCAGUACCACCGCCGGGCACGUAUAGGCUCGCCGCCAAAUCUUCAGGCUAUGCGUCAGUCACCCUCGCUGGAGCAGCGAAUUCCUCUGGUAUUAUUGGCGUAGCAGUCACUUACAAUGACUACUCGGACGACGGGGAGACGUUCCUCAACGGUUUUGAGAAUGUCACCACGAUACCGAUGGCAUCGACCGUUGCCCAUCUCGACUGGUUCUCCGAUUUGGUGCAGACUGGUCCUAACCUCUAUGCCACGAAAAAGUCUAGCCCCGAGGGCUUCGAAGUGGAGAUCGAUGUCUUAACAAACAUUUUCGAUUCGAAUGGAACUCUAACGACAACCAUUAAUGGCGCGGUCUAUGAGCAGCCUCUCAACGGGGCGUAA